This is a messenger RNA of Pelagomonas calceolata, 1058 nucleotides long. The record is from the annotation of a GenBank genome assembly. NCBI's taxonomy places the organism in Eukaryota, Pelagophyceae, Pelagomonadales, Pelagomonadaceae.
GUGCCCGGGGGGACGGUCUCGAGACCGACCCGAGCUCUCGCAUUUGUACCCGCUGAGGUCCGCAGUGGCCUUCCUGCGCUGUCAAAAGUACCGUACUGCUGCUGCGGCCUCGAGGAGGCGCGAGUUACGUGUGGACGGGCACGCAACACAAACCAAACCAGCCUGCGGCAAAAAAAGAGAAGGCAAAGGAGGCCGCGCUGCAACAGGACGCUGCGUCGACGCCGCCGCCGCGGACCAUGGCCUACUGCGGCCCGACCCAGCUACGCAGCCAGGCGGCCCGGCCGAACCGGAGCAACCACCCGCCGCUCCGGGUCGUGAUCCUGGUCACGUCGUUCGAUCCAUCCCCAACGCCAAAGAAGAAGAUCCCGCGCCUCGAAAUACACGGCGAGGACGGCGACGGCCGGAGCCGGUGCGUCUUCUGGCGGGGCGAGGCCGAGGCGGCUGUGAAUUUGGUGGAGGUCGGCGCCGUCGUGUCGUGCGUCGUCCAGCGGAGCGACUGUGAUGGUGCGGUCGUCGUGUGCGAGGGCUGCCGCGACUUGAGGGUCGAGUGGCGCGCCGGCGACGCGCCCCAUGCAAAAGCGGUCGUCCAGCGCGUCGCCGGCGCGGCGCGGCCGGCGAAGCGGCCGCGGCCGGCGCCGCCGGCCGGGAGCUACUGGUCUCCCUUGCCGCUGGGCGCGGCCGUGCAAAGUCCGAAAAGCGUCUGGACGCGGGCCGCGAUCAGCGUCGCGCAGCCGCGCAUCGGGCGGGGCGAGUCGGAUCAAGCCGUGGGCCGGCUGCUGAUGAUGGUCCUGAAUGGCGACGCGCCGCUGAUCUUGCGCUUGCGCGGCGACGACGGCGCGUCAAUUGAUUGUAAGGCCACGCCGCAACUCGCGCGCGCGCUCCAUUUCUGCCUCAGCGGCGACGACGUCGACACGUGUGUCGCCCACGCAAUCACCGCCGGGCAGAAGCACCGGCGCCUGCAGAAUGGCAUCCCGUCAAUUGAGUGCAAGCUUUCACCGGGGCCCGUCGUCGCCGGGAUAGCGCUCCUCAAGGAGGACGCGUCCUGGACACCCCCGUGA